Molecule: messenger RNA, 4203 nt
Organism: Danio rerio (zebrafish)
Lineage: Eukaryota; Metazoa; Chordata; Actinopteri; Cypriniformes; Danionidae
Source: RefSeq, a predicted model, not a curated record
CCAAGCCACCGCAUCAGUGCUGAAUUCAAUAUUCGUCUGUAAUCUUGUCACGCGGUUUAUUUGGACGUAAAGAAAAGAUGAACCAAAGCCCUAAUGCUAUCUAAAACGGUUGGAUCUCCAGGUUGUGUUGCAGGUCUUUGUCUAGACUGAAAUGGAGAAGAAAGACUUGAAUAAGUGGCCCGAGGGUGAUCCACGGCCAGCUCACCUCUCUACCUGCAAAUGUAUGACAAUAGCCGCUGCGCUAAUUCUGUUCGUAGUUGGGGCGGCUGUGGGUUUCAUGACAGCGUACUUAAUUCAAGAGGAGCAUUAUUUUAUGGACACGGUGGAAUUGCAAGGACUCCGUUAUAAUGCAGACCUCCAAGAUAAAACGUCCGGAUUUUCACUAGUUUUGUCCGCAACUCUGAAAGAAAAGAUCAAGAACAUCUUUAGCGCCUCUGGAGUGGCCAGUCAUUUUAUCGACUGCCAGAUAGUGGCGUACGGGAAUAUCAACUCAAAUGUGAUGACCACAAUUCGUUUAAUCUUCCGGGUCUCUCAAAUUCAGGGGUACAGCCAGAGUUUCGUUCAAGACAUCCUACGCAAUGGAUUAAAGGCUCUUCUGAAUGGGAAACACAUUGUUGUUCCAGAAUAUGGGGAGAUCAGUGGCAUCGUCCUUCUCGGAGCCAGUGGAAAGUCAUUCUACGAGAUCGGGAAUGAUAUAAGUAAAUGUCCUGAUAGCACGUUUACCUGUGACAAUGGCGAGUGCAUCACAAAGCCAAAUCCCGAAUGUGACUACAUAACGGACUGCACUGAUGGUUCAGAUGAAACCUUUUGCUCGUGUGGAACUCGUCCAGUCAUGUCUAACCGUAUUGUGGGAGGUGAAAACACCCGGCACGGGGAGUUCCCUUGGCAGGUCAGUCUCAGACUACGUGGCCGCCAUACCUGUGGAGCAUCCAUCGUCAACAGCCGCUGGCUCGUCAGCGCCGCCCAUUGUUUUGAAGUAGAAAACAACCCAAAAGACUGGACAGCUCUUGUGGGUGCCAACCAAGUCAGCGGUGCGGAGGCUGAAGCCUUCAUAGUAAACAUCAAGUCCCUGGUUAUGUCUCCAAAAUACGACCCCAUGACCACUGACAGUGAUGUGACCGUACUGGAGCUGGAAACACCCUUGAAGUUCAGCCAUUACGUUCAGCCAGUCUGUAUACCAUCAUCCUCUCAUGUUUUCACUCCUGGGCAGAACUGCAUAGUAUCUGGUUGGGGAGCUCUUAAUCAGUACACAACUGAAGUGCCUUCCACAUUACAGAAGGCAAUCGUGAAGAUCAUUGACUCGAAAGUCUGCAACAAGUCAUCUGUAUACAGAGGAGCGCUUACACAAAAUAUGAUGUGUGCUGGUUUUCUUCAAGGCAAGGUGGACUCUUGUCAGGGAGACUCUGGAGGCCCUCUGGCAUGUGAGGUGGCCGCUGGGCGCUAUUUCCUAGCAGGAAUAGUGAGCUGGGGAGUGGGAUGUGCACAGAUCAAUAAGCCUGGGGUCUAUUCCCGUGUCACCAAGCUCCGCAACUGGAUUGUGAGCUACACCAAAACUGCACCAGCAUUCCAGGAGAACCCCACUGUCCCUAGUGUCACGACCACCGAGGCUCACCAUGUGAAAGCUGCAAAUCCUUCCUCUGAGCUCACCACUAGUGACUACAUCCCUGCUCUUGGGAACUGCAGUGUCAAUUAUAACUGUGGCAGAGGCAUGUGCAUCAGCAAGAUAAACCCAGAGUGUGACAGAGUCAUCGACUGCCCCAAUGAAGCCGAUGAGAAAAACUGUGACUGUGGGAAUCGUCCAGCAGUGACCCAGGAGAGGAUUAUUGGUGGUGUCACUGCCCGGCGAGGUGAAUGGCCAUGGGUGGGCAGUCUGCAGUACCAACGCAUUCAUCGCUGUGGAGCGACACUUAUCCACUGCAAAUGGCUCCUAACCGCCGCUCACUGCUUCAGAGGUGACCUGAAUCCUGCUGGUUACACGGUGAGUCUAGGCUCGGUCAUUUGGUCUGGGUUGGGUGCUCUGGUGAUCCCAGUGCAAAGGAUCAUCCCUCAUCCUGCUUUCAAUAGCAGCACCAUGGACUUGGAUGUGGCUCUGGUGGAAAUUUCCAUCCCUGCCCCCAAAUCCUACACCAUCCAGACUGUGUGUUUGCCUUCUCCCUGGCACAGCUUCAUCAAAUCUAUGGAAUGCUACAUUAUUGGAUGGGGCGCUGUGAGGGAGGAUGGUAUGAUUACAAAUUUGCUGCAAAAAGCACAGGUCGGUGUUAUUGAUCAGUCGGACUGCCAGCGGGCUUAUGGUGCUGAACUUACCGACAACAUGAUGUGUGCUGGCUAUAUGGAAGGACAAAGAGACACAUGUUUGGGAGAUUCAGGGGGUCCCCUAGUGUGCCGUGAAACCUUGGGACGGUGGUUCCUGGCUGGGGUGACCAGUUGGGGUCAUGGCUGUGGUCGAAUUGGCUUCCCAGGAGUUUACAUGCGGGCAACAGCGGUCAGAGAAUGGAUAUCUAUACACCUCCCUUUUUAAAUGUGGACACUGGAAAUGUCGAUCUUUCUUAUAGGUAACAAUUGAGGUCUCUCUCAACUGAAGAAAUCGCAUGAAGCUCAAAUGGAUUACUUUACCGACAAGUCCACACAGUACUGUCAAAAUAUUUAUUUAUUGAUAUGCAUUUUGAGGGAAAAGUCAGUAGAGAUGCACUCCUUCUGAAGCGUGCAAAUUCUAUGUGGGGCUGAGUGCAACUAACACGGCUGUGUGUAAAAUAAGAGUAAUUGAAAAUCAGUUUUUAUUGAGGUGGAGGACAAAACGAGACGACAUUUGGUUUUUCUUGAUAAAAAUUAAAUUUCUAGAGAUAAAGAGUCCUAUAAGUGACACUGGACCACAUAACCAGUCUUAAGUGGCAUGGGUAUUUUUGUUGAUAAUAGCCAAAAUCUAUUAAAUUAUUGAUUUUUCUUUCAUGCCAAAAUCCACUAGUAUAUUGAUUGAAGAUCAUGUUCCAUGAAGAUAUGUAAAUUUCCGACUGUAAAUAUUACAAACCUCAGUUUCUGAUUAGUAACAUACAUCGCUAAGCACUUCAUUUUGACAACUUUAAAGUGAUUUUGAACUCUCAGAUUUGUAGUUGCAUCUCAACCACACAUUGUGAUACACCAGGGAUGCCUAAAACUCGAUCCUGGAGGGCCGUUGUCCUGCAUAUUUUAGUUCCAACCCCAAUUUGACACACCUGAACCAGCUUAUCAAGAUCUUUCUAGGUAUACUGGAACAGUGUUUCUCAACCACGUUCCUGGAAGAUCACCAGCUCUGCACAUUUCCAUGUCUCCUCAACCAAACACUCUAGACUCAGAUCACCAGCACAUCAGCAGAGACUGACAGACCUGUAAUGGGUAUGACAGACUAAGGAGACGUCCAAAACAUGAAGUGUUGGUGGUCCUCCAGGAACGUGGUUGAGAAACACUGUACUAGAAACAUCCAGACAGGUGUGUAGUAGAAAGCAGGAGCUAAACUAUACAAAGUACCGGCCCACUAGGAUCAAGUUUGGGCACCUGUAUUACACUGACAAAGGAUAAACCAAACAAAAGCUUAUUUAUUCAGCUUUCAUAUGAUGUAUAAAUAUCAAUUACCAAAACCUGAUCCUGGAGGGCCACUGUCCUGAAUAUUUCAGUUCCAACCUCAAUUAGACACCUGAACCAGCUAAUCAAGUUAGUUCAAAGUAAACUAGAACAUUGUAUCUCAACCAUGUUCCUAGAUAACCACCAGCUUUGUACAUUCACCAUGUCUCCUUAACCAAACACACCCGAUUCAGAUCAUCAGCUCAUUAGCAGAGACUGAAAGACCUGUAAUAGGUGUGACAGACUAAGGAGACAUCCAAAACAUGAAGUGUUGGUGGUCCUCCAGGAACGUGGUUGAGAAACACUGUACUAGAAACUUCCAGACAGGCGUGUUAAAAAAAGUGGGAACUAAACUAUACAAGGCACCGGCCUUCUAGGAUCGAGUGCGGGCACCUGUCUUACACUGACAAAGGAUAAACCAAACAAAAGCUCAUUUAUUCAGCUUUCAUAUGAUGUAUAAAUAUCAAUUUCCAAAACUCCAUCCAGGAGGGCCAGUGUUCUUCAUAUUUUUGUUCCAACCUCAAUUAGACACCUGAACCAGCUAAUCAAGCUCUUUCUAGGUAUACUAGCUCAGUGUUUCUCAACCAUGUUUCUGGAAGACCACCAGCU